Herpailurus yagouaroundi (jaguarundi) is the source of this 1656-nucleotide messenger RNA. RefSeq names its product hyperpolarization activated cyclic nucleotide gated potassium and sodium channel 2 (gene HCN2). Gene Ontology annotation, molecular function: voltage-gated potassium channel activity. The transcript has 8 exons. Gene Ontology annotation, cellular component: membrane; HCN channel complex; axon. The record is from RefSeq and is a predicted model, not a curated record. The annotation marks the transcript as partial. Gene Ontology annotation, biological process: potassium ion transmembrane transport; sodium ion transmembrane transport; regulation of membrane depolarization. Lineage: Eukaryota; Metazoa; Chordata; Mammalia; Carnivora; Felidae.
GCACCCGAGGGCCCGGCGCGGGGGUCCAAGGUGUCGUUCUCGUGCCGCGGGGCGGGCGCGGGGCCGGGGCCGGCGGAUGAGGCGGGCAGCGAGGAGGCGGGCCCCGCGGGGGAGCCGCGCGGCAGCCAGGCCAGCUUCAUGCAGCGGCAGUUCGGCGCGCUCCUGCAGCCCGGCGUCAACAAGUUCUCGCUGCGGAUGUUCGGCAGCCAGAAGGCCGUGGAGCGCGAGCAGGAGCGCGUCAAGUCGGCGGGGGCCUGGAUCAUCCACCCGUACAGCGACUUCAGGUUCUACUGGGACUUCACCAUGUUGCUCUUCAUGGUGGGAAACCUCAUCAUCAUACCUGUGGGCAUCACCUUCUUCAAGGAUGAGACCACCGCCCCGUGGAUCGUGUUCAACGUGGUCUCGGACACGUUCUUCCUCAUGGACCUGGUGCUGAACUUCCGCACGGGCAUCGUGAUCGAGGACAACACGGAGAUCAUCCUGGACCCCGAGAAGAUCAAGAAGAAGUACCUGCGCACGUGGUUCGUGGUGGACUUCGUGUCUUCCAUCCCCGUGGACUACAUCUUCCUCAUCGUGGAGAAGGGCAUCGACUCCGAGGUCUACAAGACGGCGCGCGCGCUGCGCAUCGUGCGCUUCACCAAGAUCCUCAGCCUCCUGCGGCUGCUGCGUCUGUCGCGCCUCAUCCGCUACAUCCACCAGUGGGAGGAGAUCUUCCACAUGACCUAUGACCUGGCGAGCGCGGUGAUGCGCAUCUGCAACCUCAUCAGCAUGAUGCUGCUGCUGUGUCACUGGGACGGCUGCCUGCAGUUCCUGGUGCCCAUGCUGCAGGACUUCCCGCGGAACUGCUGGGUCUCCAUCAACGGCAUGGUGAACCACUCGUGGAGCGAGCUCUACUCCUUCGCGCUCUUCAAGGCCAUGAGCCACAUGCUGUGCAUCGGGUACGGGCGGCAGGCCCCCGAGAGCAUGACCGACAUCUGGCUGACCAUGCUGAGCAUGAUCGUGGGCGCCACGUGCUACGCCAUGUUCAUCGGCCACGCCACCGCCCUCAUCCAGUCGCUGGACUCCUCUCGGCGCCAGUACCAGGAGAAGUACAAGCAGGUGGAGCAGUACAUGUCCUUCCACAAGCUGCCCGCCGACUUCCGCCAAAAGAUCCACGACUACUACGAGCACCGCUACCAGGGCAAGAUGUUUGACGAGGACAGCAUCCUGGGAGAGCUCAACGGGCCUCUGCGGGAGGAGAUCGUCAACUUCAACUGCCGGAAGCUGGUGGCCUCAAUGCCACUGUUUGCCAACGCCGACCCCAACUUUGUCACGGCCAUGCUGACCAAACUCAAAUUCGAGGUCUUCCAGCCCGGUGACUACAUCAUCCGAGAAGGCACCAUCGGCAAGAAGAUGUACUUCAUCCAGCACGGUGUGGUCAGCGUGCUCACCAAGGGCAACAAGGAGAUGAAGCUCUCUGAUGGCUCCUAUUUUGGGGAGAUCUGCCUGCUGACGCGGGGCCGGCGCACGGCCAGCGUGCGCGCCGACACCUACUGCCGCCUCUACUCGCUGAGCGUGGACCACUUCAACGAGGUGCUGGAGGAGUACCCCAUGAUGCGGCGGGCCUUCGAGACUGUCGCCAUCGACCGCCUGGACCGCAUCGGCAAGAAGAACUCC